Molecule: messenger RNA, 2603 nt
Organism: Lactuca sativa (garden lettuce)
Lineage: Eukaryota; Viridiplantae; Streptophyta; Magnoliopsida; Asterales; Asteraceae
Product: acylamino-acid-releasing enzyme
Biological process (GO): proteolysis
Molecular function (GO): serine-type endopeptidase activity
Source: RefSeq, a predicted model, not a curated record
CGACAUGGAACUACUUUAAUCAGCAUUUUGUCUCCGCAUGAAGGAAAUCCUUGGCAGUUAGGAGCAGGAUGGAAUAUAGUGAGUGAUGCUGACGAUGCUGCAAUAUCUGAUCAACGUUCCAUUUUCAGUUCCACCUUCUUCUUCUUCGUCCUUCUUUAUCACCUGUUCUGAGUAAAUGGAUGGCUCCGAAGUUGGUGAAGUGAAGGAAGUUGCAGUCAAUCUAGAUGCCUUCACCGAGGGAGAAUACGCUUCUCAGUCCAAAAUAUACAAAGAAUUCGCAAGCUUGUCUACCAUUGACAAAGCAUGGACCUUCAAGUCUUCCAAUGGUUUGGGGACACAAACUAUGUUUUCACUUAGCCAACCAAAUCUUUUAUCAAACAAGAAGAAGAAACUUAUGUUGUCAAGUUUCAUCUCUGAAGAUUCUAAUGGCACUUUACAUGUUCAAUGGUCACCAUUUCCAAUUGAAAUCACAGGUGCCUCUGUAAUGGUUCCCUCUCCAUCAGGGAAAAAGCUUCUUGUGAUACGAAACCCUGAAAAUGAUUCCCCCUCUCAGUUUGAAAUUUGGGGUAAAUUUCAAUUAGAGAAGGAGAUUCUUGUUCCUCAAUCUGUCCAUGGUUCUGUGUAUUCAGAUGGAUGGUUUGAGGGAAUUUCAUGGAGCCCAGAUGAAAGUCUCAUUGCUUAUGUGGCAGAGGAAUCGGGUUUCCACAAACCAACAUUUAACAAUAUGGGUUACAAAAAGGAUGUGGGUCCCACUGAUAAAGAUUAUAAUAGCUGGAAAGGUCAAGGGGAUUGGGAAGAAGACUGGGGUGAAGCCUAUUCUGGAAAAAAACAUCCUGCUUUGUUUGUGAUUAAUAUUAACAGUGGAGAGGUUUGUUCUGUAGACAUUGGGAGUUCAUUAAGUGUAGGACAAGUUGUGUGGGGCCCACCAACAAAAGGGUCCCAUCAAUAUCUGGUUUUUGUUGGGUGGCCUUUAAGCAAUAGGAAAUUUGGAAUGAAGUAUUGCACUAAUAGACCUUGUGCCUUAUAUGCUGUAAAAGCUCCAUUAUUUGGAUUAAAAAUCAAAGAGAAUGCUACAAAUAAUGUAUCAUUGAUCAAUUUAAGUGAAGCCACAAGUAGUGCUUUUCUUCCAAGAUUCACUCCAGAUGGAAAGUUUCUUGUGUUUUUAUCUGCUAAAAGUGCUGUAGAUUCUGGAGCACAUAAUGCUACAAACUCUCUUCAUAAAAUCGAAUGGAAUAGUGAAGGAGAACCACAUCCUGCUAAGAUCAUUGAUGUGGUUCCUGUUGUGAUGUGUCGUGAGGAUGAUUGUUUUCCUGGGAUCUAUUGUUUUGAUAUGAUUAGUAAACCAUGGCUUUCAGAUGGAUUUACAAUGAUAUUUUCUUCCAUUUGGGGAAGCAAAGAAGUCAUACUUUCUGUAAAUAUGCUAAGUGGGAAAGUUUCAAGAAUCACUCCUAUUGAUUCAAAUCAUUCAUGGAGUUUACUUUCACUUGAUGGAAACAACAUCCUUGCUUUAUGUAGCAGCUGUAUAGAUGUACCUCAGAUCAAAUAUGGUAGUCUAACUAAAGACGAAUCAAAAGACGCCACCUGGCAUUGGUGGGAUGUUUCAAGCCCAAUAUCUGAAUGUCAAGAGAAAGUCAAAUCUUUACUUUCAUCCCUUCAAUUUGACAUAUUGAAGAUACCCAUCAAGAGUGUCUCCAACAAUCUAACAAAAGGAGCAUGCAAACCUUUUGAUGCUAUAUUUGUGUCCUCAAAAUUAAAGCAUGAUCAUACAUGUGAUCCAUUAACUGUAAUCCUUCAUGGGGGCCCACAAGAUGUUUCAUUAACAAGCUUCUCAAAGUCAUCUGCUUUUCUUGCUUCAAUUGGCUUUAGCUUGUUAGUUGUGAAUUACAGAGGUUCACUUGGAUUUGGUGAGGAAGCAUUGCAAUCACUUCCAGGAAAAGUCGGAUCACAGGAUGUAAACGAUGUCCUUUCAGCUAUAGAUCAUGUGAUUGAUAUGAGGCUUGCAAAUCCAUUGAAAAUAACUGUGGUUGGUUUGUCACAUGGUGGUUUCUUAGCUUCACACUUGAUUGGACAGGCACCCGAUAAAUUUGUUGCAGCUUGUGUGAGGAACCCUGUGUGUAAUCUUGCUUUAAUGGUGGAAACAUCAGAUAUUCCAGAUUGGUGUUUUGUGGAAUCAUUUGGAAGCAAAGGGCUUUCUUUAUAUACUGAAUCCCCUUCAUCUCAACUCCUUUCUUUUUUUCAUCAAAAGUCUCCUAUUUCACAUGUCUCAAAGGUGAAAACUCCUACACUAUUCCUCUUAAGUGCUAAAGAUAUCCGUGUUCCAGUUACAAAUGGAUUGCAAUUUGCAAGGGCAUUAAAGGAAAAAGGAGUUCCAUUGAAAGUGAUUGUUUUUCCUCAAGAUAUACAUCCUAUUAACAGACCACAAUCAGAUUUUGAAAGCUUUGUUAACAUUGGAGUUUGGUUCAAGAAGUAUUGCAUGUAACAUGUUUCUUCAUCUUAGAUUUUAUAUAAAUGACACUGAUUACAACACUUUUGUAUUAGUUCAGGGGCAUGAGUGACACUUUUACAAAAGUUGGGUUACUUAAUUAACAUUAUCCAUUUUAAUA